ACUGUGUCUAGUUCAUGGCGAGUGAUCUCAGUGAAUGAUAGUUGUUUGCUGCUCAGAGUAUGGGGUGUUUUUUAAAAUAGGAAAUGUCAGUAUCAGUCUAAGCUUAUUAUAGAACAGUCAGUAUGUGAAAAUGAAAGGACCAAAUGCCAACCUCACUUGAACUCUUGGUUCCCAACAGUAAGAGAAAUAAAUUUGAAAGAGGAAGGAGGUGGCAUGAGGAGCUGAAAGCAGAGGUGGAAAUGGAUGGGGUUAGUGGGCGCUCAAUCUGCCAUGAAGUGAACAUUUUAUUAGAUAGAAGAAACUUGAAAUGCAUGCAAGUUAAUCUAAAAUUUGAGCUUGGGUAGAUGGGAAUCAUGGCAGUUCUCUGAAAGGAGCUGAUUAAGGUGUUAAUUUUUGGCUAUUUGAUAAACGUGAGAAAAAACCUGUAGGCAGUUAAGGUGGCUUCUAGAGCAUUGUUUUCCAGUUUUUUAAAUGUAUACCCCAAUUACACGUUUGUUUAGAAGUGAAAUAUGUUACUUCUGCCAAUUUGAGUAUUCAAUGUGUUAUUUUAAAUGGAACACAUCUGUAUGAAGUAUGAUUUGUUCUGAGAGGCCUUCAGAAUCAAAUGGCUUAAUAGUCCCGUUUUGCUUAAUUAAUGUCCCAUAGAGGCAUUUAAAAGUAUAAUUGAAUAUCAGAUGCAGUGCCUCACACCUGUAAUCCCAGCACUUUAGGAGGCUGAGGCAGGUGGAUCACUUGAGGCCAGGAGUUCGAGACCAGCCUGGCCAAUACGGUUUAACCCUAUCUCUACUAAAAAACAAAAAUGAGUUGGGCGUGGUGCAUGCCUGUAAUCCCAGCUGUUCCAGAGGCUGAGGAGGGCGAAUCACUUGAACUCAGGAGGUGGAGAUUGCAGAGAGCCGAGAUGGCACCACUGCACUCCAGCCUGGGUGACAGAGUAAGACUCUGUCUCAAAAGGAAGAAAUAAAAAAGUAUAAUGGUAAUGUUUUCUCCCCUAACCUUAAAGAUUGAUUUGAGCACCUCACUUUGAGGACCAUAGUUCCAAAGCGCUGUUCAAGUAGAAGCCUAGCAUUCAAGGGAGGACACUAAGGAAGAUCAUGGACUGGUUGCACUGGAAACAGUAACAAAAGUAAAAAUUAAGCCCACGUGUAAGUGAUGGUGUAGGUAGGGAUUUCCGCAAGGAGUGAGUGCACGAGAUAAUCCCUAGGGACCAAGGAUUCUUUCAAUUUAAUGGGCAGUUCUUGAGGCUUUGCAAAGUUUGAUUGCAGGUGUCAAGACAGUGGUAAGGUGGACAGGAGAAUGAGGAAAAAGAUGUCCAGGGGCGUGGGAGAGGGAAUGGGGACAGACUAAUACUGGCAGUGAUGGAGAAGUUGGGAAGAGGUGAUUUAGAAGACCGUGAGCCGCAGCAAAGGAUCUGCUGCUUGCAGUUGCGUCCGGGGUUGUUCCUGCUCCGCUCUUCUGCUUUCACCCUUUCUGGGGACUCUGUCUUGCUCUCCUGCCACGCCUCUUAACAUUCUAAGCCCUGUAAAUGACAUUCUCACGUUAAGGGCUGCAAAGAAAUUGGUGAGGAGCCGGGUAAACAGGCUUUGAUUGCAAAUGCAAUCAAACCUCUGUAGCAAAUCGUACAAUUAAAACACCCGCAGGCAGGUGUGGGCGACGCCAGCGGCACACGGGGAGCUGGGCACGUGGGGCGGAGGCAGCUGCCUGGUUUCCACGCGGGCGCUCUUUAAGACCCGGCGGCGCGACGGAAGCGCGUGGGCAGCACGUGAUAGAGCUGGGCGACUCGGCAGAGCUGCGCGGCCAUGGACGUGGGCGCCGACGAGUUCGAGGAGAGCCUCCCUCUGCUGCAGGAGCUCGUCCAGGAGGCCGACUUCGUGGAUCUACAGUGUGAGGAGUGCUGGUGAUGUUCUGCACCCGAGGACUGGUAUUUUUUGCCUUCCCGGCAGGUCUGGACAUGGAGUUCACGGGCCUUCGUUCUAACCUGUCUGGGCCCCAGCAGAUCAGCCUUUUUGAUUUGCCAUCGGAGUGGUAUCUAAAGACCCGUCAGAGUGUUCAGCAAUUUACAAUCUGUCAGAUUGGAUUGUCUGUGUUUUCUGCUGUUGAAGGAGAGGCAAACAAGUAUAUAGCCCAUUCGUGUAACUUCUAUCUCUUCCCUACAACGUUUGGGAUUUUGGACUCAGAAUUCUCUUUCCAGGCUUCCAGUGUUCAGUUUUUGAAUCAGUAUGGCUUCAACUAUAACAAGUUUCUCAAAAACGGAAUCCCAUAUAUGAAUGAAGAACAGGAGAAGAAAAUUAGACACGAUAUCCUGACUGGGAACUGGAGAGUUCGCAGCACUCCGGAUAAAGACCAAAUCAAGGUGGUGAUUGACGAAGUGACGCGGUGGCUGGACCUGGCCAAGGAAGGCGACUGGAUGACUCUUCCUGGGAUCACUGGCUUCCAGGCCUUUGAGGUCCAACUGGUGCUGAGGCAGGCCCUCCCCAACAUCUGGACGGUGCUGAAAGAUGAGGGGGUGGUAGUGAAGAAAGUGAGUAAACAACAUCGUCGGUAUCUUCAGAACACCUCUUGUGACCGAGAGAGCUGUUGGAAGGAAAACAUUCUUCUCUCAGCAAGGGGUUUUUCUGUCUUUUUCCAAAUGCUGGUGAAAGCCCAGAAGCCCUUAGUGGGACAUAAUAUGAUGAUGGACCUGCUGCACCUCCAUGAGAAGUUCUUCAGACCCCUCCCAGAAAGCUACGAUCAAUUUAAGCAGAAUAUCCACAGGCUGUUUCCUGUUCUCAUUGAUACCAAGAGCGUAACAAAGGAUAUCUGGAAGGAGAUGAAUUUCCCGAGGGUGUCGAAUCUUUCCGAAGUCUAUGAAGUCCUGAACAGUGACUUGAAUCCCACCAAGAAUUCUGGACCAGAGAUUGUUCACGCAAGCAGGUGUGAGAAAUACGUUGAGACAAAGUGCCCCCACGAAGCCGCGUAUGAUGCCUUCCUCUGUGGGUCAGUUCUUUUGAAAGUGGCACACUUGCUUCUACAGAAGAUACACCGCAUCGACCCUGUGCCCGAGUCGUCUUUUCCUCAGUACCUUGAUGUGCUGGCUCCUUACGUGAACCAAGUGAACCUCAUCCGAGCGGGGGUCCCAAAGAUCAAUUUUUCUGGUCCAGAUUAUCCCAGUUUCCGACCUCCCAUCCUCAUCCUCAGCGUCAAAAGGUGGCCUGGGGUCAGCGAGCAGCAAGUCUACCAUAAGUUUCAGAAUCUCUGCAAGUUUGAUGUCAGGCGACUCACAAGAAGCCAGUUCUUACUCCUGACCAAUAAGUUUAAGGACGCGCGGAACAUCCUGAAGGAGUACCGGGGCCACCCGACCCUGUGCAUCUCCCUGUACCACUACUGGAGACACUCCCCAAACGUCAACUGCCUGCUCCAAGUCUGUGGCAUAGUGACUGCCUGGGCCCUUCUCGCGUUCAUCCUCGGAAGAUCUGGUCCCUGAGUGCAGCAAGGCCUCCUGCGGCCACCCUCGGGUCCCCAUGCUCUCUCGGAGGCGUGCUGGGUGUGUUUGUGUAAAUCAGAUUCUGCUUGCAGAUGAAUCUGUUUGGUCUUUUCUAGAAAUUCUUUUAUGUUCUGAACGUGAAAUUCUGUCAACACUCUCAAUGAUAAAUCAGUCCUUGGGUAUCGUA
Symphalangus syndactylus (siamang) is the source of this 3647-nucleotide messenger RNA. RefSeq names its product PARN like ribonuclease domain containing exonuclease 1 (gene PNLDC1). NCBI's taxonomy places the organism in Eukaryota, Metazoa, Chordata, Mammalia, Primates, Hylobatidae. Gene Ontology annotation, molecular function: RNA binding; 3'-5'-RNA exonuclease activity. The record is from RefSeq and is a predicted model, not a curated record. Gene Ontology annotation, biological process: priRNA 3'-end processing; nuclear-transcribed mRNA poly(A) tail shortening; siRNA 3'-end processing. Gene Ontology annotation, cellular component: endoplasmic reticulum; nucleus.